CCUGGACCGCUAUUACAAUCUGAACUCGAAGUCCCGAGAGGUCUCGCUCUCCCCUACCGCAGCCUUUGCGCUCAGAAGCACGGUCGGGGCGGCUACAUUGUGUCUAUUGUAUUGGAUUUUCCUUUCUCCCUCCUCUUUGCCUGCUAUUAUUUUGUUCAUUUCCACGGGAGGUUAAAAUCGCGAAUGAGAAAGCAUGGCUGAUGAACAGGAAAUCAUGUGCAAACUUGAAAGCAUCAAAGAGAUCAGAAACAAGACUUUGCAAAUGGAGAAGAUCAAGGCCCGCUUGAAGGCUGAAUUCGAGGCUCUGGAAUCUGAGGAAAGGCACCUCAAGGAAUACAAACAGGAGAUGGACCUCCUGCUGCAGGAGAAAAUGGCUCAUGUGGAGGAACUGAGACUCAUCCAUGCUGACAUCAAUGUUAUGGAGAACACAAUCAAGCAGUCGGAGAACGACCUCAAUAAGCUCUUGGAGUCUACCCGCCGUUUGCAUGAGGAGUACAAGCCUCUGAAGGAGCAUGUGGAUGCCUUGAGGAUGACUCUGGGCUUGCAGAGACUGCCAGAUUUGUGUGAGGAGGAAGAGAAGCUCUCCCUUGACUACUUCGAAAAGCAGAAAGCUGAAUGGCAAACAGAACCACAGGAACCUCCUAUCCCAGAAUCUUUGGCUGCGGCUGCAGCUGCUGCUCAACAGCUGCAGGUGGCCAGGAAACAGGACACCAGACAGACAGCAACAUUCAGACAGCAACCCCCACCCAUGAAGGCUUGCUUGUCAUGCCAUCAGCAGAUCCAUCGGAAUGCACCAAUCUGCCCUCUCUGCAAAGCCAAAAGCCGCUCUCGGAAUCCAAAGAAGCCCAAGAGGAAGCAAGACGAAUGAAAGCCUGCCAAGGAAGUUUGUGACCCAACCAGACCCCAACCAUGCCCCAUUUUUCAGUAGAACCAUAAAUGUGACCAGCGUCCAUCUGAGUGCAAAAUUACAAGCCUGACUUUAGCUUUUGUUUCUAUUUAUCAUGAUGUUAAGCACAACUGUUUCAUUUUGGACCUUAUUUUCAUCUUUUGAUUUUCUGCUUUAUAGGAAGUUAUUAAGAGGCAAUGGUGCUACAGUUUGUGACAUGUUGGUCAUCCCACCAUUUGGACUCCUACGCACAAGUAGAACCUGUACCACCCUCAGGCUGAAGAACACCUGGUACAGAGAAAAGAAAGGCUUUUAUCUGAUCAGUGAUAACAUGCUUAAUGUUUUAGAAAAACAAACUGAAUGAUUUUCUACUCAGCUUGCUAAAACAUCUUUGUUUUCCAUUCCACGUUUCAUUCCAUUCCUCCACUAGUUUUGUAUCAAGCUUUUAUGCUAGUUUCCAGAGCUGAAGAGUCUUUAAGUGGGCAAAACUGUGUAUGUCUGAUUUUAUGGGAAGUGUGUCUUUACUCACCCAUUCCUCUUCCAGUUAUAAUCAGGGGUAUGUGUUAAGGGAAUCAGUAUUCUGCACUACCUGGAAACACUGAUCAAUUACCUUAUCUGUUCAUGCAAAUUUGCAUUCGACUGUGCUAUUAUUUGCAAUUUUUACUAUUUGGACAAUGCACCCCACUUUUGCUAAUCAUGGGGAGGGCCAAGGAGCCUGUACACAGGCUUGCCUUCUGGCUUAGGGAAAUACUAUUUGACCACUAUUUUGGCAUCCAAUGCUUUAGCAAGUGUUACCCACACAAAGAAAAACAUUUUUAUGUUUGCAGUGUUAAGGAAGUAGGCACUUGCUGAAAAGAAGCGGAAACUUCUGCAAGACUUUUUGUGCUCCUGCAGAGACAUAGGAAGUUGCUUUUCACUGGGUGGCUAUGGUCCCCCUCCACUGUUGGAGGCAGUAUGCCUGUGAACACCUGUUGCUGGGAACUGCAAGUGGGGAGAGUGCUGUUGUGCUCAAGUUCUCCUUGUGGGCUCCUGCUGGGCAUCUGGUUGGCCACUGUGAGAAAAGAGUGCUGGCCUUAGAUGGACCUUAGAUGGACUAGCCGCCAGGCUCUUAUUUUCAGGUUAGACUAUUUGCUUCCUUAGCCCAGAAUUGUGACUGACAGCCUGUGACAAGCAGGGUCCCCAACAGAGAAAGGCCUUUUCCCUGUUCCCUUUCAAUUUAGGGGGUGAAGAAUCUCCCAUCUGCAGGCCAAACAUGGCCCCCUCUGUCCAGCCUACAGGACUCUUCACCCCAGGCUGAACCCUCACUAGCCUUGAUCUGUGCACUCCUUGAGUGCUUUUGCCUGACUGGAACCUGCCCCUGAUCCAUGAAAAUGCCUCUUGCUUGCCUGGUUGGUAGAUGAAGAAAUGUAGCUUACUGUACAAAUGUAAGAGGCUCUAUUAUUCUGCCCAUUUUGUCUGGCAUGCAGUCCCAGGAAAGUUGCCCAGAAGGGAGUACAGCCUUAUGGGUGAGAAGGUUCCAUGUCCAUCUUUUAACUGCAAAUAUCAGGGUUUGGACCUAGUCUUCUGCACUGGUGGUUUUUGGUCUUCUACUGUGCUUGAUUAUGGCACACACAUGAAGAGCCCUGGUGGCUACCACCUGAGUGAUGCAAAAUGAAGAAAAGAAAAGCAUCCUCUUCUGAACUAUCAACAGACAAGACUGAGUCAGCAUUGAGACGUUUAUUCAGGGUGGUGAUGCCAUGAUGGCCAAAUUAGUUCUCUGGCACGGACAAGUGUCUGAGUUAUUUUAACACAGUGAAGAGAUAACUUUUGUUGUUCUUGGUAACGUCAGCUACAAAGCAAGCAAUAUAACUAGGCUAUGUGAUUGAGUAUUAACAUUUGGGCUUACACUGCCCAUGCACAGUCCAAUGAUUUAUAUAAAAGGCUAUUCAGCAUAAAUGUAGGAUUAUAAAUGUCUGUUUGCUUUACAUUUGUGCAGUAUUUUUUAAAAGUGUGAAUCUUUCAGAUGCUUUUCACAUUUCUAGUCCUUAGAUGUAAUGGGGAGGGGGGAGUAUGGGGCCCUCCAGAUGUUGCUGAACUACAACUCCCAUCAUCCCUAACCAUUGGGCAUGCUUGCUGGGGCUUCUGGCAGCUGGCGUCCAACAAUAUCUGGAGGGCCACCGAUUCCCCACCCCUGAUAUAAUAGGAUCUAUUAUUAGCCCUUUUGUAGCCUAGAAAGAGUCUGAUUUAGGAACAAGUGAGAGUGCAUCCUUUUUUGGGACCAACUAAAAUUGUAAACAUUGGAAAAAUGUUCUUUUCUGUUGCUACAGAGAUGUCAAGAAUAGCUAUUAAAGGGACAGUGUAUUAAAACACCAUUUUUGUUUAGCUAUCCUGUUUCACAUGCUGCUAGGUUUGGGAUUUUUGCAUUUUUUUAUUUAUUUAAUCAGAAACAUAUAGUGCAAUAACAUUAAAAUAAAACUAAGGAGAAAACAAUACAAUUGCAUGAAAAUCAAAAUUAACCCCCCCCCCCAAUAUUGGUUGCAUUCACAAUUCCUGGAAAAAAUAAUUGUUGAUUUGGAUGGUAGUAACAAGUCCUUUAAAAAAAGAUUUCCUUUGUUCAUAAAUAUUGGGAUGUUGUCCUCACGUUCUUUUUUCAGAGUUCAGUUUAAGCUGAAAAGUUUCUAAGAAUUCAAGAUAGUAGCAUAUUUCAAAACGGCAUUUGAACAUUGUUAUCAUUGUUUAUAUAUAAAAUAAAUUCUUGCUAUAUAGUUGAAAAUGAAUCUUUUUGCUUGCCCUUAAUUUCUGAGUUAAUUUUUCAGCAAUAGCUAUGGGCCUGACUUGACUAUACCAUUAAUCUUUAUUUAAUCUCUAAGUAUUCCUAUUUAUUUAUUUUUUGAUAAUCAUCCUGGCAACAAACAAAUAAAAUAUAAAUUCAUUACUUUUUCAAAAGUAUUUUGAUUUGGUCCAUCCCAUAUCCUCAAUAAUGUUAAAGAUAGGAUUGGUAUGAAUUUUUGUUUGUUUAUUUAAAAAAAUAUUAAAUUAAUUUCUAGGAGCAGCAUUUCAUGAAAAACUUCCACUGAAUGACAUUCCCUCCAUAAUUGUAAAUAUGCACUCAUUUGGGGGAGAGGUUGGGGAUUAUCACUAGUGGAACCUAAAACUGAUCAUAAAGGUCAUUUCGUUAAUUCUUGCUGAUUUCAUAUGCCCCCUGCUGCAGUUUCUUUUCCAUUUUAUGGGAUCAGUAUCAUAACCUAAAUCAUUUCCCCUACAUUUUUAUAAUUCCAUUAGAUCACCUGUGCCUCAUUUUGUUAAUAUUUUAUAAAUUGGGGUCAUGCAUCCUUUGGCAUUGAAAUUAUGUGCCAAUAUCAGGUUUUUGAAUGGUUGCAAUUCUCUUUUUACUUGCUGUUUAAUAAUAUAUUUUACUAUAAAGGAACUAACUCACCUAAGCUCAAACCAAGAGUACUCUUACUGAUUAUUAUUGCAGAAAUUCUUAAUUCUAUAAUAUCCCUUUAUUAACCAUUUAAAAAAAUAUCUGGGUUCUAUUAUUAUAGAACAGUGGAUGAUGCCAAUGGAAGUAAGCAAGGUCUUAAUUGAAACUGGAUGCCUCCAUCUAGACUGCAAAAUUGUAACUCGUUUUUAUGAAAGGCUUUGAACCCAAUUCUACACCCUUAAGGUUUUUUAUUAAGUAAAAAACCUGCCACUACCAGGAAUACAUCUUGACUAUCAUUCACACCCCACACUUUAACAUCUUCUUUCUUUACUAAUAGCAGAAUUUGUCUUAAUUGGUUUGCCUCAUGAUGUUAAAUGAAUAUUGGGGAUACCCCCCAUCUCUUUUCCUCUUUUGACUUUUAAAAUCUGUGGUCUUCUCCCCCAAAUAUAUAGCCUUCUAUUAACUUUUGCCAAGAGUGUAUUGUUUUAUUGGAAAUAAAAAUUUGUAAAGCCUGGAAAAGAUA
Molecule: messenger RNA, 4812 nt
Organism: Podarcis raffonei (Aeolian wall lizard)
Lineage: Eukaryota; Metazoa; Chordata; Lepidosauria; Squamata; Lacertidae
Gene: ZC4H2
Product: zinc finger C4H2-type containing
Exons: 5
Coding region: 194-868 (224 amino acids)
Biological process (GO): positive regulation of neuron differentiation
Cellular component (GO): nucleus
Source: RefSeq, a predicted model, not a curated record